Molecule: messenger RNA, 1381 nt
Organism: Labeo rohita (rohu)
Lineage: Eukaryota; Metazoa; Chordata; Actinopteri; Cypriniformes; Cyprinidae
Gene: ucn3l
Product: urocortin 3, like
Exons: 2
Coding region: 890-1333 (147 amino acids)
Biological process (GO): hormone-mediated signaling pathway; adenylate cyclase-activating G protein-coupled receptor signaling pathway; cellular response to nutrient levels
Cellular component (GO): extracellular region
Molecular function (GO): hormone activity; corticotropin-releasing hormone receptor 2 binding
Source: RefSeq, a predicted model, not a curated record
UUGGCCGGGUUUUGUUAUGAAAACCUGGCAAUCGUGGUACUGCCUUAAACAAGCGUCAAAGACUGACACGAAAGAGAAGAAAUUAAUGGAAAAAACAUUAUUUUUGGGCACAAAAAGUAUUCUUGUAGCGUCAUAAUAUUAGGGCUGAACCACUAAUAUCACCUGGACUAUUUUAACGAUGUCCUUACUACCUUUCUGGGCUUUGAAGGUUGCCUUCUGUCUAUACAGGGUCAGAAAGCUCUGGUAUUUCAUCAAAAAUAUCUUAAUUUGUGUACCAAUCAAAACUGUGACAUGAAAUUCAUACGAAAUAUUGCCACCUUGUAAAAUUAUGUUUUCUCAUGAGAUUGGGUUGGUUAAUCUACAGAUAAAAUAGGCUACACUAAUAAAAUGAAGUUUUCAGCUCAAAUAAAUAAUGUCUAUUUUUUUGUUUGUUUAUUGUAUGUGAUAAGGGACAUGCUCAGAUGAUCAGCCUUUCGUUUUUUCCCGCUUCAUAUUAGCUAAUUACAGGCGGACUACACAUUUAAGAUCAAAGUAGACUAUCUGUUUUAUAUGGUGACGGUAAACGUGUACAGGCGCAUCAAUCACCGCCUCAUUUUACUGGGAGGAACCCAAUAAAUGACGUUAUUGCUGGCGUACGACUUGCAGCGUAAUUGGGCUUAUACUAAAUGAAUGCACAUCCAAUGGGCAAACAGUCCAAGCGGAUAUUAUGAGCAGCCAGGGAGAUAUCAAACCCACUAAAUCACUCGUAUGAUUCAAUGCGACAUUAAGUUGACACUGAGUUGUUGACUUGCUUGCCUUUUUAAUAGCACUUUGGAUUCACGAUCCAAAAGUUCUGGUUGACCUAACAGUGCUUCACUUCAGAAGACUCUCCUCUGUGCAGGGCAAAACGAUGUGGCUCCCACGGACCCUCCUCGCUCUGGCACUUCUUUGCGCACCGGUUUCCAGCCUCUGCUUACCAACGUACGACCCCGUGUCCAACUUUCUUUGCAACAAUAAAGUGUUCUCCGAGACGAAUGAUAACGGGCAACCAGCAGAUUCCCUGCUGGACAGUCUAAACCUCCUGUACAAGUCAGCACACGCGCUUUCCUCCGAGGAGCCGCGCGAAAGGAGGACGAUACCCGCGUCCAAAUACAGAUACUUGAGCCAGACGCAGCUCAGGAGUAAACUGUACCGCAACAGUGCGAAGAGCGAUCGACGCAGCCAGGUCACUCUUUCCCUCGAUGUCCCCACCAACAUUAUGAACAUCCUCUUCAACAUUGCCAAAGCCAAGAACCUGCGCGCAAAGGCGGACGACAACGCGCGCUUACUGGCGCAGAUUGGAAAGAGAAAAUGAACUCUUAUGACACUUUAACAUUUUUUGUAACCAGCUGAGGCAUGUUAU